AUGACCAGAAAGGCAGAUAAUGGAGUGAUGAGAUCACAAGCCAAGGAACGCUGGCAGCCAUCAGAAGCUAGAAGAGUCCCGCGGGCCAUAAACGGAGCCCCAGCUGUCGGAGUUCUUCCCUCUCCCACAGCUGCGGCAGCUCUGGGAUGCUGCGAGCUCAGAGCACUGAGCCAGGUCUGCGUCUUGCGCCUGCGCGGCUCCGUCUCCUCACCUCUCCUCUCCCUCCUCACCUGCUCGUGCGACUCGCCCACCUUUAGAGGAUUUCCCGACCGGUUGAGUCCCGACUGGCUUUCGCCUGAGGGUCGUUACCAGCCGCGUCGCCUCUCGAGAUCCGUGUUGGCGGAUUAUACCAACCGAUUGCUCACUGGGAGUAAUCAUGUUCAGCCCCAAUUCCAAGAUAACCACCCAGAUGUUAAAACAAGGGUUUCUCCCAGGUCAGGGAUUAGGAAAACAAGGACAAGGAAUUCAAAAACCCCUGUCUACUGCCCAGCGCCCACCUCAAUUAGGCUUAGGACAUUUUCACUAGUGGCCUCUGACCAACCUGCACCCCAUGCUGACCCUAUAUCCUGGAAAGACAACUCGCCCAUAUGGGUGGAUCAGUGGCCACUAAGUUCAGAAAAACUAAAUGCUGCCAAUCAGUUAGUGCAGGAACAAUUGGCGGCAGGGCAUCUAGAGCCCAGUAACUCCCCCUGGAACAUACCUAUCUUUGUCAUAAAAAAGAAAUCUGGAAAUUGGAGACUUCUCCAAGACCUUAGGGAAGUCAAUAAAACAAUGAUAAUUAUGGGCGCCCUUCAACCAGGCCUACCUACCCCUGUAGCUAUUCCCUCGGGAUCCUUAAAAAUCAUUAUUGAUCUCAAAGACUGCUUCUUCACUAUCCCUCUACACCCUCAAGAUAGACAACGUUUUGCUUUCAGCAUACCUAUAACUAAUUUCCAAGGGCCCAUGCAGAGAUUUCAGUGGAAGGUCUUACCUCAGGGCAUAGCCAACAGCCCGACACUCUGUCAAAAAUUUGUUGCUCUGGCCAUCGAUCCCAUUCGAACUCAGUGGCCCUCUCUUUAUAUUAUUCAUUAUAUGGAUGAUAUCUUAAUAGCUGGCAAGAAUGGGUCUGUACUUCCUCUCCCCAAUAUAAACAAGAAAAACCUCAGCCUUGUCCCGCUGAAUAAGCAACCAGCCAUGCCUCGUGACUACCCAGGAUCCGACCAAACCCAGCUAGUGCUGCAUCUCCAGAAGCAUUCUCAAGACCAGGUCAACCAGCCCAGCCUGCACACCUAA
Molecule: messenger RNA, 1272 nt
Organism: Rhinolophus ferrumequinum (greater horseshoe bat)
Lineage: Eukaryota; Metazoa; Chordata; Mammalia; Chiroptera; Rhinolophidae
Exons: 6
Coding region: 1-1272 (423 amino acids)
Molecular function (GO): RNA stem-loop binding
Source: RefSeq, a predicted model, not a curated record